AUGGCCCUAGCAACAAUUUUUCACUACGCACUUGGACCAUCGUCACCACGUCUGCCUUUAAUUUCUUCCGACGACCUUCUUUCAGACCUAGCAACACCCAGCCACCAUCCCGCCCUAAUGAGAAAGAGGGAGCCAGAAAAGGCACUCAACCCCACCACAACUCGCACCCAAGCCCCCCGCAUCAUCGGGUCCGUAGCCGGACCCGACUCCCAAACCAUGGCUAUGUCAUGGUCGCCCGCCCGCCGCGUCACCGAAAGCCGAGCGCUGCGAGUCACCACGAGGGUGGUGAUAGCAGCAGACAGUCAAAAUAACGGCAACGCAGCAUCACAUCAGCCGCUUCCAAUGGCGGUGGUGACGGAGGCAUCGCCAAGGACCAAAGACCCUGGAAUCUUUUCAUCACAGACGAUCUUCAGGGUCCUGCCAACCUCUCAACAGGCGCACCGCCCCAUACGGCCGACUCAAUUCAGCCGGUGUUGGGCACCUAAGAGCCAGAGAAGACCAGUGCAAACACUUCGAUUCCCCAGUCCCGGCUAG
Messenger RNA from Mytilinidion resinicola, 534 nucleotides. RefSeq lists its product as uncharacterized. NCBI's taxonomy places the organism in Eukaryota, Fungi, Ascomycota, Dothideomycetes, Mytilinidiales, Mytilinidiaceae. The record is from RefSeq and is a predicted model, not a curated record. The coding region runs from base 1 to 534 and encodes 177 amino acids. The transcript has 2 exons.